Messenger RNA from Colossoma macropomum (tambaqui), 684 nucleotides. Its product is annotated as protocadherin alpha-8-like. Gene Ontology annotation, biological process: cell adhesion. Lineage: Eukaryota; Metazoa; Chordata; Actinopteri; Characiformes; Serrasalmidae. The transcript has a single exon. The record is from RefSeq and is a predicted model, not a curated record. Bases 181 to 684 code for a protein of 167 amino acids.
GUGGAUAACACCAUUGCCCAGUGCACAGAAAAAUGAAGGUUACUGAAGAAUUGACUGUAGAACUGCAGGAUACGAAGAAAACACAUCACAGCUAGCUUGUCUUAUCACAUCACUGAACCUAAGGGGACUAAUCUGUUCCGCAUUGGAAGCAGCACUGGAGAAAUCAGGACUAAGAGACGAAUGAGUGACCACGACCUGAAAACUCACCCACUUGUUGUGACAGUAUGUGACCAUGGAGAACCUUCACUGUCAGCUACAGUGACUGUUGAGGUUGUGGUGGUCGAAAGUCUGGACAGCGUGCAGCCUUCCCUAAGACAAGUGCCGAUGAAGGAGGAGGGCUUUUCUGAUCUGAAUCUGUAUCUGCUCAUCGCUAUUGUCUCAGUGUCGGUGAUCUUUCUGCUGAGCCUCAUCGGUUUGAUAGCAGCUAAAUGCUACGGGUCAGAGGGCGGUUUGAGCGGGUGCGGCGCUCCAGUGGUCACUACACACCCUGAUGGGAGCUGGUCUUACUCUAAAGCCACUCAGCAGUACGACGUGUGCUUUAGCUCAGACACGCUGAAGAGUGACGUAGUGGUUUUCCCCUCGCCGUUUCCGCCUGCAGACGCAGAGCUGAUCAGCAUUAAUGGAGGGGACACUUUCACGCGGACACAGACUCUCCCCAGCACUGGGAAGGUAAGGGGCUUGUGA